UGUAAAAUGGUAAACUAACCCUUUUUAUCAUUUCAGCCUAAUACUUUAGGGUGUGACAGAAAUAACUCAAGUUCUUCGAUUGAACGUACAAAAUUGCAAGACAAGGAAACAGACAAUUUAAAUGACAGAACAGCACGUGAAAUUAGUUUCCAAGGACUAAAAGGUAAUUCUAAAAAUGAAGCAGAUGUUGUACCGGAAAGACUCUCCUCAAAUUCUCAAUUCAGUAAUUCUGUCGAUAUACAAGAAGAUGGUAACGAGAUUUCAAACGUAGAGGGCAUUGCUAACAUCCCGCCAUUUUCAACUACAAUGACACGUGACCAAAGCACUACAGACAAUCAGACACAAAAUAAUGUGAUAACUGACACCGAAAACGAUGUGAUGCAAGAUGAUGCAUUAAGUUUAGAAGAUCAACAUACUGAAUCGAAUGACCUAAAUGGCAAUUCAAACAAAGACAAAGAAGAAAAACAUGUUUUAAAAUCGACUUUUGACGAUCAUUUGAUAACAGUUGCAUUUGAAAAAUAUAAACCUUUGAUACAGAAGGAUUUGUUUCUUCUCCACCCUUUUCCAAAUGUGUUAGAGUCAGCACAAAAUACCAUCAUGGGGAAAAAGAAUUCUGAUGUUCCUCGAUUUAAUGAUGGAAUGCCAAUACCAAUACCAUAUCGUUGGGAUUUAGGUUGCGAUCAUCAUACCAAUGGAUCAAAGAUGUGUUCGAGUAUACCACUUGCCAAUUUCGAAAGCCGUUUGAAACAGGAAGUUACAUCUUACGACAAACUUCGAUUAAUCUUCGAUGUAGUGACGUCAUUUAUUUCUAAGGAACAGUUAGAAAAUGAUGCCAUACAUCUUGGUAUAAAAAUGAAAGAUGAAGAAACCGAUAUUUAUGUGGAGAUAUUUAAUUAUUUUUGCAGUGUUGUAAAUAUUCCAUGUAUGACAAUUCAUGGAUAUCUACGAACUAUUCCGAAAGAGAAAAAGGUGGAUUGGUCAGUUGAGAGUCAGUGGCUAGCAGUUUUGCACGAAAACAGAUGGAUGUUGAUUGACCCUCAUCCAGUAGAUAAGAAAUUGUGGGAGUCUAAAAAUUGCAUUAUGAUUGGUUCCUCAUACAGAAAAAUAAAUACUGUUGAUUUUCUUUUCCGUAAACAAAUGGACAAUCAUUUUUUGGUUAAUCCCGUUGAAUUUGUUUAUUACUGUUUUCCACACAAAUCUUAUUGGCAACUGCUAUGGAGAUUCGUUACCUACGAUGAAUGGCAAAAUAUGGUUUAUCUAACAUCCUUCUUUUUUGAACUGAAACUAACAUUGAAAACAUCUCACACUUUACACGUAGAUAUGACAUCAGAUCAAUUGAAAACUUUCAAAAUAUCUUUUCCAUCUAAUAAAAAGAUACAAUUUGCAGCACGAUUUUGUUCUUAUGGUGGUGAUUGUCUCGACACGCCUGAGAAAUCCUGGACGUUUGUCGAUACCGAUGUUGACAAAUGCGAAACAGCGGUCAGGUUAAAUACAGCACAUAAUGGAGUGCUUAAAGUAUACGCCAUGGAUACAGAAUCCUCUAGUAUAUAUGUUAUGGUAUGCUGUUAUGACAUCAUGGCUUCUUACGACAACAACAACAAACCCGAUAGUAAAGAUGUUUCCGGAUUUCCGAGAAAUGUUUUGCGUUUUGAAUGGGGACCUGGGAUUGAUACAAGAAUUUGUGGGCUCGUUCCACUUUCUCACAGAGAUUCAGAAAUAACAACUUCGGAUAGUUCAGUACUUAUCAAGUUCAAACGUACAAAAGAUGACUACAUGUAUGACUUCAGUAUCGACACUAUAUCUACUUCCGAUGAACCGAUAUCAAGACGUUUUGUUUUCUUCUGGUAUGACACAGAUUCAAUAACAUACCGGAUAAGCAGCCCAUUUCAAGGUCUUAUCUUAUUCAAUAUUUUAAAAAGGGAGACGAUAUUAUUAUCCCAUAAUGCAUCAGUGUGUUCGUAUCUUAUUAAUUUCCUUAAUGAACCAUCAUGUAAUUGCAUGCCUCCACUUGUUGAAGAUGGGAAACUUGGGAUAACAAAAGACGGACGACGAGAAAGAAUAAGGUUCACAGACUGUGUUAACGGAAUCAUUAAAAGCACUAAUUCAGGAGAGGUAACUUUACGUCUGGAAAAUUAUAAUGGUGGUCAUAUUGAGCCUCGUCUUCACAUAAUUACGUCAUGUUUCCAUAACAUGAUUCGACAUGUUUUCAUUACUUAUAACGCGUCUUUAGUUAUCAUUCGUUUAAAUCUGCCUAGAAUAGGAGAAUAUUUAUUAUCAUUAUUUUCUGGUGCGGGAGAAACUGAUUCAAAAUGUUUGUAUAAUGGUUUAAUAUCUGUAACUAACCCUUCUUUACGAUGGUCGCCAUAUCCAGAACUUUGUCCUGAACGGACCAAUAAUAUUGGCGUAUUUUCUCCAAAAUCCGGAAUACUGUCAGCCAAAACAGAUAUUUAUUUUUCUAUUGAAAUACCUAAUUCUGUAGACGUUGCGGCAGUAUCAUGUAAAGGAUGGACGCACCUCGAAGAAACUAGCAAACACAUAUGGGAAGGACUUGUUACAACAGGGUAUGCAGGAACCGAUGUCAAAAUAAUGGCCAGAUUUGAAAUUGGGUCAGAUGAGUUCCUGCGAUUGCUGACUUAUAAGGUUAUAUCAGCUGCUGAAAUAGAAACCAAGACUAAACAUCAAAAGUUGUUAGUGAAGAAUGCUGGGUAUAAACUUGACAAUGAUGAAAUUCUAAAGUUGAUGUUAGAUAAAGUUUAA
Molecule: messenger RNA, 2757 nt
Organism: Mytilus trossulus (common blue mussel)
Lineage: Eukaryota; Metazoa; Mollusca; Bivalvia; Mytilida; Mytilidae
Exons: 4
Coding region: 307-2757 (816 amino acids)
Source: RefSeq, a predicted model, not a curated record